Vigna angularis (adzuki bean) is the source of this 1925-nucleotide messenger RNA. RefSeq lists its product as uncharacterized. Lineage: Eukaryota; Viridiplantae; Streptophyta; Magnoliopsida; Fabales; Fabaceae. The transcript has a single exon. Bases 750 to 1457 code for a protein of 235 amino acids. The record is from RefSeq and is a predicted model, not a curated record.
CGAGUGAAAAAUUUCUUUCGAUUUUGAGGAAGACCCGUGAGAGUGAAAGCAAUACUCCAGACAAAGUGAAAAUGGUGGAGGAAGACGAAGAAGAGGGUUGCCAUUGGGUUGCCAUUGGACCUGCAGUUAUAACAUCAACACAAACAACAAGGGUCGAGAAGGUGGUUAGGGUUCGCGAAAGAAGAAAACGUCAAUGCUGGAAAAGAUGGUUAUGCCUUCGCGCGAAAGAAGAAAACGUCAAUGCAGAAGACGGACGUACAAGACAACGAGAAGGUGAGUCUUUAGGGUUUAGCGAGAAGGUUAGUCUUUGAAUACCAGAAAGAUAAGAGAACUGAGAGAUGAGGAAAUGCGAGAUGACAUACGAAAGCGAAAGUGCGAAAUGUAAAGGAAAGAAGAAGCGAAGCGCGAAAUGAAAUUUCGUAUUUUUUUUCUUCCCAUAAUCCCUUGCCUGAUCAAUUGCAUAUUAAUUUAUUUUUUUAAACAUCAGCCAAUGGACAACCGCCACGUGGUUUGUCAAAACUGCGUAAAAAAACGUUGUUAAAUAAGCGUUUUCCAAAAAAUAAUUACAUGUGUUUUGAAAAAAAGUAGGCUGGCAUGGUUAAAGAGUGGCCACUGCACGAACUUUCCCGCUCCCACGUUCCUGUUAAAUAUUGGUACCCACUAACUCCAUAUUACGCUCAAAAUGUUUCUGGUAGGUUGGUUCAACCUGUAACUGCUAUCUCCUACUUCAAUCGUUCCAGGUCACAAAAAUGCAGAGAAAGUUUCACUCUCUUGUCAAGGACAAAGCCAAUGCUAGUGCUGAUGGCAGCGAUAACAGGGGUACAGGGUUUAUGUGUGGAAGUCGGUUCUCAAGAAAAUCAGUUGGGUCGGCAUUUUCUUGUAUGCUUGCAAACAAGGGACCACCUGGCAAGCAUGCUUCCAAAGUGAAGAAAAAAGAGCUUUUUGGUGACUCAGGAAAUGGAAAGGUCUCAUUUGGGGACGAACCAGUUAAAGUUCCAUUUUCUAAACUUCUUGCACUGGAGGAGACUGAUCGAUCUGGUGAAGUAAGGCUGAACAGCAAGGAUAGGGAAGAUGUGAAAAUGAAGCUUCCUUUGUUGAGUUUUCUAUAUAAGAAGAAAGGAUGGAACAAUUUCACUAGGGCUGGGUUUAGCAGUAAUGAGGAUGGUGACAACAAUGAUGUUAUCAGGUUCAGGCAAGUGAGGAGGAAACUAAGCUUACGCCACUUGUUUAGGAUUCCCUCCAAAAUACUGCUCUUUCGCCUCAAGCUGAAGUUGACAAAGUUUCAGGUUAAAAAGAAAGCGACAAAGCAGUUUGAACAAGCCGAGGAUGAUGAAGAUGAAGAUAGAGAACUAUGCAAGAAGAGGAUUCUGAUGGGAGGGAGAUGCAGGCCGUUGAGUUCGCCAGGUUACAAAGAGAUGUAUAGUAGUUCCUGGACAAGGGCACAACGCCAUCACUGAUCCCCGUGGUUUGGAUUGUUUUUCUCUCUUUUUCCUUUCAACUAAUCUUUAGAGAUAUAUCGUGUAUUAUUUUCCUUUUAUUCGUCAAUAUCGUUAACAAAAUUUCGUAUUUUGGCCUUUAGAAUGUAUUAUUUUGUACCUGGUAAUCGGUUCUCCACUCGUUAGCGCAAUCUUAUCCUUCUCUUUCUUUCUCUUGUGUAAAGAAUCGUUACAUUUUUCACUUCGUCAAUAACGAGCCAUGCCAUUUUUUAGCUGUACACUGAAGCCAUGCAUGUAACAACUUAGGUAGGGAGUUAGGAUUUAAAUAGAAAAUUUUCCAUUGCAAUUCCAAUGGGCAAAUAAAAUUCUUUAUUUCAUGUUUUCUUAUAAAUCACCCGAAAUUUAAAAUUUCCCCCAAAAUCCUCAAAUGAAUGCUAGCGAUAUUCAACCUAUAAAUAUGAUUGAAACAAGGCUGCUAAAAGUUUCUGU